Leptopilina heterotoma is the source of this 2742-nucleotide messenger RNA. RefSeq names its product UNC93-like protein MFSD11. The transcript is spliced from 3 exons. Lineage: Eukaryota; Metazoa; Arthropoda; Insecta; Hymenoptera; Figitidae. The record is from RefSeq and is a predicted model, not a curated record. The coding region runs from base 473 to 1843 and encodes 456 amino acids.
AAGGACUUAAAAAAGAGUCUAUUAUGCUGUUAUUUUGAUUUUUCAUUAUUUCUUUUGUUAUUACUCAAAAAAUGUAAAAAAAAUAAUCAUUUAUGUAUGUGGAUAAUCUUUAUCACCAGAAGUAUGAAUAAAUUACACAUAUAGAAAAAUGACAGUAUCAAGUAUAUAAUUUGUAUCAAAUGUGUAUUUGAUAAUUACAUGAAUACAGAUAUUUUUACUUUCAUCUAAAAAUGAAAUAAACUUUCUAUUACCUAUAAGAGUUGAAUGGAUUAAAAAUUAGAUAGAAAAGAAUUGCACAAUAUAAUACUUGAGACUUGCCGUCUCUUUCAUUUUUCAUUAAAUUUUAGUUUACGCUGAGCUGUGCUGGAGUUUGCAUUUGACUUUUAACUCAUGCAAUUAUUCCUUGCUUUACUUAUGUGAAAGCAUUUUGUUUCACUGAAAUAAAUAUCUCGUGUAUUAAAUAAAUUCCACAAUGAUAUUUAAAAUUGAUAAAGGAUUAAUAAAUAUACUGGUUUUAAGUUGGGGUUUCAUGUUCACAUUUUCUUCAUUUCAAACGAUGAGCAACACACAAAAAAAUUUGCUGGACGCAGUUGAGAAAGAUAAACCACAUUUCACAGGAGAUGGGUACGUGAGUCUGGCGAUUGUCUUCGUAGUUUUUGGCAUGGCACUGUUUUUUUCGCCAAUGUACGGCACUCUGAUAAGCACUAAGUUGUCACUGUUUCUCGGAGCCUUGUGCAAUUUAGUGUUCACUGUGAUAUUUUUUUGGCCGGAAAGGACUUUACUUUACGUAGGGUCAGCGAUUCAGGGAGUUGGAAAUGCUCUAAUGUGGGUUAGCUCGGGUCGAGCACUGACAGAAAACAGCAAACCUGCAACUAUUUCUCGCAAUGCCGGUAUUUUCUGGGCUACUUUUCAACUAUCUUUAGUUACUGGAAACCUGUUUGUCUACUUCACAUUCACUGGGAAAUCUUUCGACGAAACAACAAGAAAAACAAUUCUAGUGACACUCACUGUACUUUCGACAAUUGGAUGUUCAAUUUUUAUUGGUUUUAAAGUCCCUCCAAUAGUUCCUCCAAUAGUGGAGCCCGCUGAAAAAAACUUCAAGGUGGAGGAUGAAAAAAUAAACGAUUGUUCAUUAAGUUCAGCGUGGCUUCGAAUGAAAAAUGCCGCAUUACUUGUUUUUACUAAAAACAUGAUGUUGCUUUCGAUUCCCUUUCUGUACACUGGCCUGAUUAUCGCUUUUUACACGGGUGUUUACACUUCAGUCGUAGGUUUUACCGUCAAAUUGGGAGAUAUUCGCAAAAGGCUUGUGAAUCUAACGGGAGUUGCCAUUGGCAUUGGAGCGGCAGUUGGUGCAACUUUCUCAGGUUCCAUGGCACCAAAAUUGAAAAUCUGUUCAAAUUCUCUAAUUCUUGUGUUUGGGUUUUCGGCGCAAAUUGUUUGCUUCAUAAUUACGUAUUUAAAUUUUCCAAACAAUGCUCCGUUCGAGGACACUGAGGACAUUGGAGUGAUCGCACCAAUGCCCGUUUUGGCCAUAGUUGGAGGCUUUUUCCUCGGCUUUGGUGACUCUUGCAUCAACAUACAAAUCUACAAUACUCUCGGAACCAUUUAUAAAGAAGACAUUGCACCGGCUUUUGCUUUCUUCUGCUUUUGUCAAUCUAUAACGGUCACAUUGAGCUUUAUAAGUAGCAACUAUAUUGGAUUACAUAUACAGCUCAUUAUUUUUAUAAUAGUUGGAAUUCUUGGAAUUGGAUGUUUUAUUUUUGUCAAUUUGAGAAAUAUGCCGAUUCACGAUGAUACAACAACUGCAGAAAAGUACAUUGAAAAAAAUAGCAGUAAGGUAUGAUUUAGGAGCAUAUGCAACUCAUUUUUAAAAGUCUAUCGAUUUACUUUACGAAAAAUUGUGUUGCACUUUAAUUGAAGUCAAUUUUAUUUUAGUACAGCACUGUACUAAAAUGUGAACAAAUUUUGUUCACUGCAAACUUAAACAGUUAAGAGAAAGCAGAAAUUCAAAAAACAAUGUAAUUAAUUAAACUAUUUAUUAACUAUUAAUACUUGUUUUUUUUAAGUUUUAUCUGGCUUUUUUUAUAGGUAAUAUUAUUUUGAUUUUUAUUUCAUUCAUAGAUACCGCAGUAUUCUCAAAUUUCUUGUCAUUAUUCAUAGUAUUAUUUAUCAUAAUUGUGACUGCUAGCAUGUAACAAAUUAUAGUUUUAACAUAAAAAUAUAUAAAUCAUAACAAUAAACAGUUUAUUGUUAUUUAAUUGUUUAAAAUGUGCAGCAAACAUUCAAAAAGAUUUUUUUUCAUAAAUGGCAAGUUUGCUAUAUAGUAUAGGAAAAAUUUCCUGAAAAAUAAUGCGUUAUAUGGGAUAUAAGUGCUUGUAAACAAAUGUGUUUUCAAUAUAAUAUAAGAUUUGAACAAUUAGUUAAACGGUGCAUAUUAGUAGAAGAUAUUGGCAAACUUCAAUAUUGAUUCAGAAAAUAAUAUAUAUAUCCGAAACCUGCGGAGCAAGGGAUCCAACAGUCAUUGUUUUUAUUUAGUCUGGGAUAAAGCAUUUAAGAAUCUCUCAGUUAGUAAAGGUAUCAAUUACAUUUUUCAAAUUCUCGUACUUCUCAUUUUAUUUGCUUUUUAAGCUUCUGAAGCAAACAAAAACUAAUAAAAAUUCUUUACCAUCAUCUUGUUUUCAAACUGACAGCACUUUUUUUAAACUUGUUUUUACUCAAUACAUUUUUAUUAAGAAGGUAAAA